Salvelinus sp. IW2-2015 is the source of this 1937-nucleotide messenger RNA. It is a transcript of the gene sfr1, whose product is annotated as SWI5-dependent homologous recombination repair protein 1. The record is from RefSeq and is a predicted model, not a curated record. Gene Ontology annotation, biological process: positive regulation of DNA-templated transcription; double-strand break repair via homologous recombination. NCBI's taxonomy places the organism in Eukaryota, Metazoa, Chordata, Actinopteri, Salmoniformes, Salmonidae. Gene Ontology annotation, cellular component: Swi5-Sfr1 complex.
AUGCAUGUAAUUUUGUCUUUGAAACAUUUAAUUGAAAUACUGUUGAAUUCCUAUGGAGUACGACCGGUGGCUUCAAAUCCUUUCAAUGGCCAACACAUAGCAUGAGCAAUCCAGGGAUUAUACACAUAAUUGAUUCUUUCACCAUUUAUUUUCCCCAUAGGAAURGCUGAACAAAGCAGAGUUUACUCAUUUCCGUUUUUAGGACUACAAACUGGCAAACUCUAUUGAAAGACAAUUAAUAAAAUAAGGCAUCGCAAAACUCUCACAAAUUGAAAAACAUAUGUGGCCAUAUUUGAGAUUAGCGAAUAAAUCCUUUAAUAGGGAAUUUAAAUGUUUUUGUUGAGCUGAACGUAAUUGCAACAAAAUAUUGAAGGCCUGGGCAACUAAAAUAAUUUGUGUGAAAAAAAUAUUUCUUCAACACUACUGAUUAAAUAAAAUAAAGCAAUAUGUGUUGUUGAUUUCUGUACUAAAACAAAAUAGAUUUUCCAGUUGAAAUAUUCAUAAAUACAUUGGCCUGAAACGUAUUAAAUCUGCUUUAGGAUUGAUAUACUACAACUCCCAUAGUUAUUUUCUGUAAACAGGAAAUGUGGAGUCCAACUUUCAACCAAUCAAAAGGUUUUCCAUUAGUUACCACAGCCACAAAAUAAAAAUUGGCUAUAUCGUAAAAAAUCAUGGAAACAACAAUUGGCUUUUUGAUGUUAAUGUAAGGUUAGUGUUAUGUAUAAGUUAGCAGUGUGGUUAACGUUAGUUUUAAAAUCCGAUUUUAAGAAAAUAAAUUGUAGAAAUAGGCGGGGUYAUGACUUUGUGACUGUAAUAAUGACCAAUAAAAGCUUGGAGGUUUGCAUGAGCUUGUUGUUAGCAAGCUAAUCCCGUGAAUAACUUUCGUGAGGCCAAUUUGUAACCUACGCGUUGCGUUUAUGGAUGUAGCUUGUUGUAAUUAAAGAAAUGGAGACCACACCGAAGACAACCAAAUCAAAACCUGUGCACGGCACACCCUGCUAUUCAAAAUCAAGCCCAUGUGAAUCCAGUAGUGUGCAAAAGCCAAAACAGCAGAUGAGUUCUUCUCUGAAGGAACGACUGAAAAGAUCAAAACGUUCCUUCACCUCUCCUGUUUCCGUGGCCAAACGUCUUAACAUCGAUGAUGACCAACUACCCUCAACAGCAGACAAAGAGUCCGAGCAUGGUGCCAAAACAGACAGACAGAAGAAUAUUGACAUCAACAGAAAUGAGAGAACGCCCAGUGAAUGUCCAGAGACGAGUGAGAGAACGCCCAGUGAAUGUCCAGAGACUAGAAGGGCUGGGGUCCCUGGCCCCAUGCCUGAAUCAGCUCAACCCACUCCUAUAGACUUGCUACAACUACGAGACCAAUUGAAGAGAGAGGUUAAAGAAAGGACCGAGAGACUACGGCGACUGAAGAUGGUUAAAAUGUACAGAAGCAAGAAUGACCUGACACAGUUGAGAGUUUUGAUUGACAAGUGGCGGAGUUGUAGUCAGGCUGCAUUGUAUGAGCUCCAGUCAGAUCUCCCCAUAGAUGGCAGGAAAGCCAGCAUCUCCCAGCUAAUUGACCUCUUUGGUGUAGAGGACAGCAUACUGCACUUUGACCGCACAGAAGAGGACUUCACCAAUGCAUAGACCCACAUGCCUUCUGUUCAUAUCGUCACAAAUAAUAUUAAUUGUUUAUCAAAUUUCCUGCCUCAGAUUUGCUGCCUUCGUUGAAUAAUCUAGAUUCAAUCUUAUGUACUGGCUGUUUUUCAACCUAAAUUUACUAUGAUCCACAAGUAAUUAGAGUGAAAAAAUAACAUUAAUUUGCCACUUCAUCAGUUUAAUUUCAUACUGUUACCUACCAUAGUAAUUUAUUUUAUUAGAGUUCUAUAUUUAAAGAUGAAAAUCAGUUUGUGACGUUUUGUUAAAAAAAUGUAAAUAAAGUGUUUCCUAAA